CGUUGCUAGGCUUAAUUUAACGCCCUCUUUCUUCCUUUUUUUCUUCCUUCUGCCUUCUCUGUUUGUUUCAUUUCUCUCUCCAUCAGCGCGUUUGUUGAAUUUUCGCUUCUGUUCAUAAUCUCGAUUGUUUUCCCGCGUAAAGAAAAUUGAAGGAGAGGGGGGGUUUUAGGGUUUUUGAAUUUGCAUUCGCUGCCAAAAUCCAUUGCUCAACGCCUCUGAUUUUUGGAAUAGGGAUAGGGUUAGGGUUUCGUUUGCUGGAAAUUUCAGUCGACAAUGAUGUACGGCGAUCCUCAGCAACAACAGCAGCAGCAGCAUCAGGGCGGGGAGUUUCACCGGGGCCCGCCGCCGCCGACGAUGAUGCGCCAGCCCUCUGCUUCUUCCACUAAUCUCGCUCCUCUGGAGUAUCACCACCCUUCUGGUCCUGCUCCACCGGUUCCUCCUUAUGACGCUCAUGCUGAUGGUUUUGCUGCAAAAAGGAUGAGAAAGCUUACGCAGAGGAGGGCAGUUGACUACACUAGCACCGUUGUCCGUUAUAUGCAGAUACGAAUGUGGCAGCGAGAUUCAAGGGAUAGGACUAUUUUGCAACCGACACCAGCAGCGGCUGUUGAUAUGUUGCCAACAGUGGCCUAUUCAGACAAUCCAUCAACUAGCUUUGCUGCAAAGUUUGUGCAUACUUCUUUGAAUAAAAACCGUUGUUCAAUUAAUAGGGUUUUGUGGACUCCUACAGGAAGACGCCUUAUUACUGGCUCUCAAAGUGGGGAAUUUACAUUGUGGAAUGGACAAUCGUUUAAUUUUGAAAUGAUUCUUCAGGCCCAUGAUCAAGCAAUUAGGUCUAUGGUAUGGAGUCACAAUGAUAACUGGAUGGUCUCUGGUGAUGAUGGAGGCGCAAUAAAGUAUUGGCAGAACAACAUGAAUAAUGUGAAGGCCAAUAAAUCUGCUCAUAAAGAGUCAGUUCGAGACUUGAGCUUUUGUAGGACAGACUUGAAGUUCUGUUCCUGCUCUGAUGAUACUACAGUCAAAGUUUGGGACUUUGCUCGGUGCCAGGAAGAACGCUCGUUAACUGGCCAUGGUUGGGAUGUGAAGAGUGUUGACUGGCACCCCACAAAAUCUUUACUCGUUUCAGGUGGGAAAGACAGCCUUGUAAAACUUUGGGAUGCUAAGACAGGGAGAGAACUCUGUUCAUUUCAUGGCCAUAAAAAUGUAGUACUUUCUGUGAGAUGGAACCAAAAUGGUAACUGGGUACUGACUGCUUCGAAGGAUCAGAUCAUAAAGCUUUAUGACAUAAGGGCUAUGAAAGAACUUGAAUCUUUCCGUGGGCAUCGGAAGGAUGUGACUGCUCUGGCUUGGCAUCCUUUCCAUGAAGAAUACUUUGUCAGUGGGAGUUACGACGGAUCAAUUUUCCAUUGGCUUGUUGGGCAUGAAACUCCCCAGAUUGAAAUUCCCAAUGCGCAUGAGAACAGUGUGUGGGAUCUGGCAUGGCAUCCUAUUGGAUAUCUUCUUUGCAGUGGUAGCAAUGAUCAUUCGACAAAGUUUUGGUGCAGAAAUAGGCCAGGAGACACUACUCGUGACAAAUUUAACAUGGGUCAGAGCCAAGGUUACGGUGAGAAUCCUGCUAUUGCUGGUCGCUUUACUGGUAAUUUUCCGGCGUCUGAAGGUCCAACAACUCCAGGACCGUUUGCUCCUGGAUUAAAUAGAAAUGAAGGAACCAUUCCAGGGGUGGGAGUUGCCAUGCCAUUAUCCAUUCCGUCACUUGAUACAUCAGCUCAAGGAGAUCAAAAACAACAUCAUCCAGUUUCAAUGCCUUUAGGAGCUCCUCCUCUUCCACCCGGUCCUCAUCCCUCCCUUAUUGCCGCCAAGCAGCAGCCGCCAUAUCAACAAAAUCCUCAACAUAUCCCUCAACAGCAGCAUCAACAACACCACCAAGGACUCCCACAACAAAUGCCUCCUUUGCCUAUGCCACCAAAUAUGCAACAGCUACAGCCUCCUUCCCAUUUACCCUUGCACCCACAUCCUCAUUUAGCCCGCCCACCACCCCAAAUGCCCCCACGUGGUAUGCCAUCUUCUGUACCUGGAUCUCUACCUAUGUCCUCACAUUCAAUGCCGGUGCGUGGUCCAAUGGGGAUGCAAGGUACGAUGAAUCAGAUGGUUCCUCCUAUGCCACCACAAGGGCAUUUUAUGGGCAUGAAUCCAUUGCACUCGGGAUCCUUGCCUGCAGGUGGAACGUCUCAGCAGGUUGGUGGUUUUCCAAAUGCCUCGCCGAACAUGCAGGGCCCCUCCAAUGCAACUGGAGCCCCUAUGUAUCCGCAGGGUGGCGCUUUUAACCGAACUCAAGCUGGGCAAAUGCCUAUGAUGCCAGGGUAUAAUCCAUACCAGUCUGCGAAGCAAGCCGGCAUGCCUCAGCCCCCGCCUCAAGGGCCACCGCCUCAUGCCCAACCACCUCAGUAGGCUAUCUUUUUGCUACUUGUAAUUGUAUCAAUUAUCGUAGGGCCAGCGGAACUUUUGUCAAAUCUUCUCCCCUUAACUUUGUCUUGCACAUCCUAUGUUUUCUUGUCUUUUUGUUUCCAUUGUUUUCGUUGUAUGAAUUCGGCCUAUUCACUUGUGGUUUUGAGUGGAAUAUAUUUUGGCGACAGCGUUGGGUGGAA
Molecule: messenger RNA, 2642 nt
Organism: Morus notabilis
Lineage: Eukaryota; Viridiplantae; Streptophyta; Magnoliopsida; Rosales; Moraceae
Product: flowering time control protein FY
Exons: 18
Coding region: 274-2445 (723 amino acids)
Cellular component (GO): mRNA cleavage and polyadenylation specificity factor complex
Molecular function (GO): protein binding
Source: RefSeq, a predicted model, not a curated record